Heterotrigona itama is the source of this 1151-nucleotide messenger RNA. Lineage: Eukaryota; Metazoa; Arthropoda; Insecta; Hymenoptera; Apidae. The record is from the annotation of a GenBank genome assembly.
CCCCACUGUAACCUCUUAUUACUACUGCGCCGCCGACCGCCAUUGAAUCAGUGUGAUUGGUGUCGCAGUUGCAACAAGCAAGGUUUGUUAUUUCAUAAAAAGCAAAAUAACUCUUUUAAUUGUAAUUUCUUAAUUAACAUAUAAAUGUCAAGUCCAGAAGAGUGUAAACUCAAGGGUGGACAUCCUCCUGCAGUAAAAGCAGGCGGAAUGAGAAUUAUCCAGCAUAAAACACCGAAAGAAGAUCGUGAAAUAAAACCAAUUAAAGAUGUAGACGAAAGUAAACCAUCUAGCAGUCCACCAAAAACUCUCAUGAUCAGUGGAGUACCUGCAAAAGGAAAUGCAGACUUUCCUCCAGAAGCUGUGCAAGUCUUCCAUGAAAAGCCUAUUCCAACUCAUAAUGUACGUCCAACUCAUUGUUCACGUCCAAUUAUUAUUCAACAGCCAAGAAAAUGAAUGAUAUGCAUAUUACUUACCAGCUGGAGGCUAUUAAAAAGAACAUUAGCCUAUAUAUACUUAUCUAUUAAAUUUAAAAAAAAAAGGAGGAAAAGAAGAAAUGAAUGAUAAAUAUCUAUAUGUGUGUGUACUUAAAAGUUUUCUUGGACUAAUAGGACCUUAUGUGCUUAAAAUCGUUUAAGCAGUUCUUUAUCCAAGAAGCUUUGGUUUCAUACAACAUGAAAUAAAGUACCUCGCGAGAGUUUAUUACUGUUAUUAAAACAAAAAGAAUUUAUCUUUAACGCAGCACCAUUAGAUUCCUGUAUCGACAUUUAAACAAAUGAUUUAUUUCAUUUUUCAGAAGUAUCGUUCGUUCAAACACAAUUUUUAGAUUAGAUAGAUAUUACGCUCUUAUCUCAAAUAGACUAUUUGUAACUGUUAUUGGGACCAGUAUGCAUUUCAGAUUUUGUAAUAAUUUAAACAACUUGUAUAUUUCUAUUUCUAAAUUUGUGCAUUUCUAUCUUUUAUCUAUCCUAAGUAUUAUUAAUUAAUUGAAAUUUUGUUAAUUAAUUGUAUCUGUUACAUAGUUUUUUACUGCUAAAAAGAAUUACACUACAUAACUUGUAAAAGUGUAAAUGUCGAACAAGAUUCAUGAUGUUGACUACAGUUUGUACGAGAUUUGAAGAAAAAAAUAUACGUUCUUAAACGUAAAAGUUAAA